Messenger RNA from Suillus subaureus, 1641 nucleotides. Its product is annotated as FAD binding domain-containing protein. NCBI's taxonomy places the organism in Eukaryota, Fungi, Basidiomycota, Agaricomycetes, Boletales, Suillaceae. Bases 1 to 1641 code for a protein of 546 amino acids. Gene Ontology annotation, molecular function: FAD binding. The record is from RefSeq and is a predicted model, not a curated record. The transcript is spliced from 12 exons.
AUGAAUUCUGUUCAUCCUCCCGUGUUAGUAGUAGGCGCCGGGCCAGUGGGCCUAGUAGCAGCGUUGACGCUCCUCGAAAACGGUAUCUCAGUUCGCAUCAUUGAUAAAGACCCCCACCAUCGCAUCGGACAACGUGGUGCUGGAAUAUGGCCGCGCUCCCUCGAACUCUACAACUUCCUGGGCGUUUCAGAAGUUAAUGGUCUGGGAAAACCAGCCCCUCCCGUCCGUUCAUACAAGCCCGGGACGUUGGAACCUCUUCAAGACUCAUCGAUGGUCCCACCUAUGGAACCUAGCUCAGCAAUACCAUUCCAUUCCCCCAAAUUGAUGGGUCAACAGGUCCUAGAUGUGAUUCUGCGACGCCACCUAGAGAAAUUCUCUUGUUCUGUCGAAAUGGGCACCGAACUGCGCUCGUUCGAGCAGUCCGACGAGGGCGUCACCACUGUUCUAACAAAGAACGGCAUAACAGAGACUUUUGAUACCAAGUGGAUUAUCGGUGCUGAUGGUGCUAAAGGUAUCGUGCGCAAACAACUUGAGCUCGCAUUUUUGGGCGAGACCAGAGACGAUACCCGGAUGGUGACGGGAGAUAUCUGUCUGAAGGGCGUUGGCCUUGAUAGAAUGUAUUGGCACCGAUUUGGACACUUUAGUAAACGAGGCCUCUCAUUGCGUCCAACAGACGAAGUUGGCGAGGACGGCUGGCAAUUUUUCCUCUACGGUCACGAACUAGACAUAGCGAAGAUCGCUCAGAGCGAAGAGCUUGUUUUCGAGACCAUCGCGUCGAUAAUACCAACGGAGAUUACAUUCAGCAAGGUGGUUUGGAUGAGUGACUUCAGGGCCAAUAUCCGGAUGGUGGAUAAGUUUAGCAAGGGUCGAGUGUUCGUUGCGGGCGAUGCUGCUCACGUCCACAGCCCAACUGGUGGUCAGGGACUCAAUUCAGGUGUACAAGAUGCAUUCAAUCUAGGAUGGAAACUUGCGCUUGUUCAGAAAGGGUUCGCCGACAAAUCACUUCUCGAGACAUACAGCGCCGAGCGUCUGCCUGUGAUCUCCGAGAUGCUCGGGGUGACCACCUCGAUUCUCGACAAGGCAAUAUCGUCUGGAGACCCGUCGAUCGGACGGAGUCCUAUCCUUUAUAUGCUCGGCAUCAACUGCCGAUUCAGCUCCAUCGUACUCGAUGAAUUUGUGACUUCAAUCGAGGGGAGGCCUAUCAACGCGUAUGGAGUGCUUGACGAAGGGCAUCUGGAAGCUGGAGAUAGGGCGCCUGAUGCACCCAAAAUGCUGCAGGUGGGGCGCGCAGAGCCUGACGUGACGACACUUUUUAGUUUGUACAAACCCUGGUACCACACAGUGCUUGUAUUCGCGCCAGAUCUCGCUGAAGCCACCCCGAUCCUGGGUGCAUUAAAGGCAUACGACAAUAGCAUCGUACGAUCGGCAGUCGUGCUACCAUCUUCAGCAUCAGUGACGCCUGUCACAUCUCCUGCUGACCUCGUUCUUGUUGAUCGUGAAGGCUAUGCUUAUUCAGCUUACCUCAUGGAGGCUGGCCACAUGAAGGUGUUUGUGAUACGGCCAGAUGGAGUGGUUGGGGCGAUCGUUCACGGUGCAGAAGGCAUGAAGAAGUAUUUCUCAAAGAUAUUUUUGGACGCGUAG